Molecule: messenger RNA, 1164 nt
Organism: Oreochromis niloticus (Nile tilapia)
Lineage: Eukaryota; Metazoa; Chordata; Actinopteri; Cichliformes; Cichlidae
Product: ATP-dependent RNA helicase DDX54
Exons: 7
Coding region: 1-726 (241 amino acids)
Cellular component (GO): nucleus
Molecular function (GO): RNA binding; RNA helicase activity; ATP binding
Source: RefSeq, a predicted model, not a curated record
AUGACACAUCUGCUUACCUGCAAACGCUUUAAAGACACUCGGCUAGUGGACAAAUUCAGCAAGCAGAGAGAGGACCGAGCUGCAGAAAGCAGGCUGCAGCAGCCAAUCAACCCCACCACUACUGCUGACUGUGACAUCACAGAAAAGGAGGAGAGUGAUCUAAAUGGGGUGUUUUCAGAGGUGGUAAGUGGUAAAAGAAGAGGUCAGCAGGAAGAUGGUGAAGAACGACCAAAGACCAAGAAAAAAAGGCAGUCAGGCAAAGAUGAAGAGUAUUAUAUCCCUUACAGACCUAAAGACUUUGACUCUGAGAGAGGGUUGAGUCUCGGUGGAGAGGGCAGUGCUUUUGAACAGCAGGCCUCUUCAGCUGUCCUUGAUCUCAUGGGAGAUGAAGGCGAUCGCCUUAACCAGCAGAAAAAAAUGAUGAAAUGGGACCGUAAGAAGAAGCGUUUUGUGAGAGAAACGGGAAAAGAAGACCAGAAGAAGAAGAUCAAAACAGACAGCGGUCAGGUUAUCAGUAACAAGAAGAACAGGAAGAACUUUUAUGAGGAGUGGAAGAAAAAAUACAAGAUUGAUGAUACAGGAUCUGGAUCAGACGGAGAAACAGGCGGAGGAGGCAGGAAGCCAGCAAGAGGUCGUGGCCGUGGCCGACGAGGUCCAAACGUACAGAGCUCCGGUGACCACAAAGCACGCUCGGAGCUGAAAACAAAGGAUCAGAUCUUGAUGUGAUCAGAUCACAUCAAGAAAAAGCAGAAGCACCAGUUCCUGCAGGGCGGGGGGAUGAGCAAGCUCCACUCCAAGAACAAAAAGUGGCUCGGAGAAGUGAAAAAGUCAGGUUUUGGAAGGGGUGGCCAUAAGAAAGGCAAGCUGAGGAAGAAGCUGUGAGGAGGACAGAGGGUUGAUGGUGUGGAGGACAUCACGAGGAAGUAAGCAUCAGAAUCACCUGAGAACAUCACCAAAGAUUUUCCUGGCGCUUUGUGUGACUGUAGAUUAAGGAGACAAUGAUUUGUGCAUCUUUACACUGCAGAAAUGCACGUCACUUCUUCCUUGAUGGCCUGCUGAACUCUGCGUUUGCCACAGAGUUAUGUUUAAUUAUGAUCCACUAACCUGGAUUUACUACUUGUAAGCAUGUUGGCAGUCUAAUAAAAGUGUUUUGGAGUACUGAAA